UAUUCUGUAUUUCACUGAGUACAUGUCUACAAACCAGGACAUCUCUGCUGCAGUGGCUGCUAUCAACACUCUGAUUGAAUACCUGAAAUUAAGUCAAGCUGAGACAUUAGCUGGUCUUCGAGAUGGGCUGAAGGAAUGUAUCAGAUGGUUGAUGGAAACAGAUAGUUCAGUAACAGCUAUAUCAUCAGGAUGCGAGCUGUUCCUAAGAUUUAUCACUCUUGCAGCCUUAGAUCACAAGAAUUUUAAUGAAUGCAAGAAGAUCUUAGUAAACCGAGGUAAUAUGUACCUAGACACUGUAGCCGGGUCAAGAGAUAAGAUUGCUAAGCUUGGUCAUCCAUUCAUCACCGAUGGAGCAAAUGUUCUGACCCACUCCUAUUCUCGGGUUGUUAUGAAGGUUCUCAUAGAGGCAUCCAAAGCUAAGAAACGAUUCAAUGUGUUUGUUACUGAAUCUUGUCCAGAUAAAUCAGGAUUGAAGAUGGCCAAGGAGUUAGAAGACAAUGGGAUACCAACCGUCAUCAUCCUUGACUCAGCUGCAGGAUACUUGAUGGAGCGGAUUGACAUGGUGAUCAUGGGAGCAGAAGGGAUCGUUGAAAGUGGAGGUAUCAUUAAUAAGAUAGGGACUUAUCAGAUAGCAAGCUGUGCUAAAGUGGCUAAUAAACCAGUCUAUGUUGUAGCAGAGAGUUUCAAGUUUGUUAGAAUGAUCUACCCAUUAAACCAACAAGAUGUCCCUGAUGAAUAUAAGUACCCGGCCUCUAAAAUGAAGCUCAAUGCUGAUCUAAAUCAUGAACAUCCUCUCAUUGACUACACUCCUCCUGCAUUCAUCACGUUACUCUUUACAGACUUAGGCGUUCUUACACCUUCCGGUAUAAGUGAUGAACUGAUCAAACUAUAUUUAUGAUUCAAGAUGGCAUUCAUUACAUUACUCUUCAAAGACUCAAACAUGGUCUGGUACCAGUAAUGAACCAGUCAAAGUAUAUUUAUGAUGCAAAAUGGCAUUCAUUACUCUUCACAGACUUGGGCAUUCUUACAUUGUCUGGUAAUGAACUCUGGUCAAUGACUCCUCAUGAGUACUGAAAUCAUUCUAUAUCAAGGAGAAGGAGUACUGCUUCCAUAGAUGAUAGAUUGCCACAAUAUCAGAUUGAACAAUCUGUCAGGAGGCUACGGAUUUGUUUAUUACAUUACCAGCUUAUCACAUACUCCUGUAAAAUCAUCAACUUAUAUCUACAUGUAUAGUACUGGAGUCAACUAGACAUUGUGUUUAGUACUUUGUGUGUCUCCACUCUGACUAUUCAUUUUAAAUGAAAUAUUUCUCUGUAGUGAUAUUGAAUCAUCUACAUUACUACACCCAGGUGUAGUAAACCCGGUAGCAAGAAAUUUCUUGAAUGCUCAAGCGCCAGAUCAGGGUAGCCCUGCUAAAGCCAGGGUAAUAGUUUGCAGCGCUUAGGAACAUUGUAUUAAGCGCUAUAUAAAUGUUGGACAUUAUUAUUAUUAUAUGUUUAUUGUGGUCUGAUAGUUCUUACACCUUUAAAGCAGAGGGACAGGGUUUGGAAUCCCAACAAUGGAAUGAAUUAUACCUCCGCCAAAGAAAUUUUGAAGGGGUAAUAGUUUGCAGUGCUUAGGAACAUUGUAUUAAGCGCUAUAUAAAUGUUGGACAUUAUUAUUAUUAUAUGUUUAUUAUGGUCUGAUAGUUCUUACAUCUUUAAAGCAGAGGGACAGGGUUUGGAAUCCCAACAAUGGAAUGAAUUAUACCUCCGCCAAAGAAAUUUUGAAGGGGGUACUUUAAGAAUAAGCAUAUGGAUGGGUGGCUUCUGCAACUUGCAAAUCUUAGAGAUCAAACUACCUUCUUAGUUUCUGCCCAAUGCUCAUGAGACAUGGCGCACACAUUUGUCUCGAAGUGAAGAUGUGCAUGACAUAAUCUUUUAAUAUGUUGGGUACUAUGUUGCCAUGGUCACAGCAUAUAAUAACAUUAAAUCUUGAAUAUCUUGCUGAGACAAGUACUUCCUCAUUUUUAAUUCAGUGGUCAUAAUAUACAAAUAUACAAUGGCACUCGAGGAUCUGGCUAAAACUAUUCACAUCGAAGGAACAUCACAUAGUACUAUUCUCCCGAGGGCCAUCGGCCCGAGGGAAAAUACUACUAUCUGAUGUUCCUGAGUGCGAAUAGUUUUAGCCUGUUCCGAGAAUGGGUCAUUGUAUAUUUGUUUUAUAUCCCUUCCACUCAUACCAUUUUACAGCGAAACAAUUUUUAAUAAGUCGAUAUAGAACAAUCGUUGAGAAGUUGAGAAAAUAAUAUUAAAGUCUUGCCGUAUGGAUCGUCUGUUUCCCGUGGCAUGCAGUGGAGAGUACCGUUUGGCUAAGCAGCGCUCUGCUCGCGAAUCGCGAGGCAGGGGGGGUAAAAAAAAACGUAUAGUUCACUCUUUCCCUAGAGAAAAAAUGGACUAUGCGUGAUGUCAGCAAGGAAAAUGAACUAUUUCAUGGCAAACGUUUUUCGUAAUCAAACUAUUCUUUUUCUCCUUGUGUACACUCUCAAUACAACAAUCUUAAGUAAUGGAUAUAAAAACUGAUAUGCAUUGGUCUUAGAGUGAAGACAUCAGAGGCAUAUUUUAGAAAUUAUAUUACUAAUUUUCUUUAGCAAUAAAUUCAUCCGAAUUGUGCUGAAGCUGACUAUGUGUAAUGAUUGUGUACCUGGUAGGAAUAUACAUUUAGCACUUGAUAAAUGACUUCAUUUUCAUAAUUAAAGUAACCUUUUACUUUGUUUCUUUUCAAGUCUUACCAGUCUUCCACAAAUGUGGUUUAAAUAUUCACAAUUUCCAUACAGCCUUAAUUUUAUUUUGAGAAGACAAAAUAAAAUAUCUUGUAUCUUGUAAUUAGCAUACAGGGCACAGGCCAUCUCCACCGUUUCAUUAAAAUGUUUAACAUUUAAAUGCAGUUAUGUAGUUCAUUUCCUAUAAUUUGACAUCUUUCUUAUCACUCAGAAAACACAUUGGCCCGUAUUCUGAAGUCAGGUUUAACUUAAACCAUGGUCUCAUUAUGGGAAGCCAAAAAUGUCAAAAUUUUGUUUGCAUUCUAUAUUUAUUCUAUUUUCAGUGCUCUUUCAUUAUACUUUAAUGGCAAUGGAAACAAAUUCAACUUUUUUCCCAGACAGUUAUGAAUGAUCUGAGUAAUAGAUGAGCUGAUAAAUCAGAUUUGUUACAGAUUUAUUUUACAGUUGGCUAUCCAUAGUUAAACCACAAGUUUAAACCACAGUUUAAAUUAAACCUGACUUCAGAAUACGAGUCACUGAGUUUAAGAUCUUUUAAAUCUCAUUUCAAUGUUUUCUUGACCUGGCUCCAUCUCAUCUCUCAGAGUUACUAUGUGAAUCUAUGAAAAAUCUUUGGUCAGUGCAGAAGGACUUAUUUAAUGUAAAUAGUUUACUUAUGUAAUGCAAGACAAAACUUUAUGGUAAACAUGGGUCUUGGAUUGAGACAAAUUGAUCCAGUUUGGCAAUUCAAAGGUUUAUUGAAAAUUAUAAUAUUACUAGUGAUUAGACAUUGAUCUGUAAUAUUUCCAGUUGCUCUAUUCUUUCAUUGUUCAUUCUUUUUUCAUUUCUUUAAAUGCGUUGAGACCUUCUCAAGGGUACCAUAUGCAAUACUGGGUUUAUUAGCAAAAUGAAACCAAUGUUUCUUUUAUAUCUUUUCUUGAGAAAAUGAUUAAAUCUUUGCCUAUAAAAAUCAUAAUAUCCUAAAAGUAAAUCUCAUUCGCAGUUAAAUUCAACCUUGAUUUUGUGGAAAAUUUCAGGUUAACUAACACUCAUUAAUGACCACCAUUGUUAUGCAUGCUUAACAUAAUAUUAGAUUCAAUACACAGUGAGAUAUGAAUAGAAUAAGAACAGAAAAACUUUAUUUGUGUUUGUGUUUAAUAAACUAUUUGCUUCAAACUUCUUAAAGACAUUUCAAAUGCAUAAAAUAACGUUUUUUUAAGCAAUGUUAAUCAAGCAAAUACAUUACUUUUUUUAAAAGGAAAUGUGUUCAUUGGUGCAGUCCUUGAAACAGAAUUCAGGUUCCAUUGAUAUGCUGUAAUAAUUCAAGUUUAAAGUGAUAUGAAUUUCAUUAGUUUAACGAUUAUUCACCAUUAAUAAUGAAAGUUGUGUUGCUUUUUGUCUCACCUGCAUAGCAGAGUGAGACUAUAGGCGCCGCUUUUCCGACGGCGGCGGCGGCGACGGCGGCGGCGGCGGCGGCGACGGCGGCGGCGGCGGCGGCGUCAACACCAAAUCUUAACCUGAGGUUAAGUUUUUGAAAUGACAGCAUAACUUAAUAUGUAUAUGGACCUAGUUCAUGAAACUUGGCCAUAAGGUUAAUCAAGUAUUACUGAACAUCCUGCAUGAGUUUCACGUCACAUGACCAAGGUCAAUGGUCAUUUAGGGUCAAUGAACUUAGACCAUGUUGGGGGAAUCAACAUCAAAAUCUUAACCUAAGGUUAAGUUUUUGAAAUGUCAUCAUAACUUAGAAAAUAUAUGGACCUAGUUCAUGAAACUUAUACAUAAGUUUAAUCAAGUAUCACUGAACAUCCUGCAUGAGUUUCACGUCACAUGACCAAGGUCAAUGGUCAUUUAGGGUCAAUGAACUUUGGCCGAAUUGGGGGUAUCUGUAGAUUUACCAUCAUAACUUUAAAAGUUUAUGGAUCUGAUUCAUGAAACUUGGACAUAAUAGUAAUCAAGUAUUACUGAACAUCCUGUGCAAGUUUCAGGUCACAUGAUCAAGGUCAAAGGUCAUUUAGGGUCAAUGAACUUUGGUCAAAUUGGGGUAUUUGUUGAAUUACCGCCAUAACUUUGAAAGUGUGUUGGUCUAGUUCAUAAAACUUGGACAUAAGAGUAAUCAAGUAUCACUGAACAUCCUUUGCGCAUUUUAGGUCACAUGACCAAGGUCAAAGGUCAAUGAACUUUGGCUUAAUGGGGGUAUCUGUUGAAUUACCAUCAUAACUUGGAAAGUUGAUGGAUCUUUCUCUUGAAACUUGGACAUAAGAGUAAUCAAGUAUCACUGAACAUCCUGUACGAGUUUCAGGUCACAUGAUCAAGGUCAAAGGUCAUGUAAGGUCAAUGAACUUUGGCCACGUUGGGGGUAUUUGUUGAAUUACCAUCAUAUCUCUAUAAGUGUAUGGGUCUAGUUCAUAAAACGUAGAAAUAAGAGUAACCAAGUAUCACUGAACAUCUUGUGCGAGUUAUAGUAGUUUUCAAAAUCAGCACUGCUGCUAUAUUGAAUCGCGUGAUGCAGGUGAGACGGCCAGAGGCAUUCAUCUUGUUUUAUAUAGAUACUGUACUAUAUGAAAACUUCUAUUUAUUAGCUCAUCCCGCCCGAAGGGCCAGAUGAGCUUGUGGCUUGGUGUCCGUCGUCUGUCCACAAUUUCAAAAUGCUUCUUCGCCAUUUCAAGUCCGAUUUCAAUUCUGUUUGCUUUAUAUGAUAGCACUAGGUGGGGGAUUCAAAACUUCUACACAGAAUUUUGAAACUCAUUAAAUAUGCUAAUUUAUGCGUAUUUGUAAAAAUUCACAUAAAAUGCUUCUUUUUUAAUUGUUUACCGAUUUUGAUUUUUUUUCUUCCAUCUGGUAGAACUUCAUGAGGUUCACCAAACUUCUACACAGAAUUUUGAAAUUUUCAGUAGAAAAUUAUAUAUGCUAAUUUAUGCGAAAUUUAAUCAUAAAUCACAGAAAAUGCCUCUUCUUUAUUUGUUGACCGAUUUUGAUUUUUUUUUCUUCAAUCUGGUAGAGCUGCAUGAAGUUCACCAAACUUGUACACAAAAUUUAGAAAUUUUGUCUAGAAAGUUAUUUAUGCUAAUUUGCAAAAUUUAUUCAUAAAUCACAAAAAAUGUUUUUUCUUCAUUGUUGAUCAAUUUCAAUUUUGUUUGCUUUAUAUGAUAGCUCGAGGUGGUGAUACAAAAUUUCAACACAGAAUUUUGAAACUCAUUAAAUAUGCUAAUUCAUUCAUAUAUUUUCAAAACUCACAAAAAAUACUUAAUUAUUUGUUGAUUGAUUUUGAUUAUUUUUGUUCCAUCUGAGAGCUACAUGAGGUUCACCAAGGUACUACACAGAGUUAAGAAAUUUUGACGAGAAAAUGGUUUAUGCUUAAUUUAUAUGAAAUUUAUUCAUAGAUCACAAAAAAUGCUUUUAUGUCAUUUCUUCAUCAAUUUCAAUUCUAUAUCCUCAAUUUAUGUCACCAAUAUAAUUCACUACAGUGUCAACUGGGCUGAAAUUAAAAUUGUGUAAAAUUUCGUUGCGAGAUGCCGGAUGAGCUCCACAUCAUUGAUGUGUUAGUUAUUAUAUUACCAAGAUCUACCAUACAGAUGUUUUUCAACUACAAGGCUUAUAAUAUAGCCAAUCACUAUUUAAAGACAUUCAAUGACUUCUCUGUUUAUUUUUUUUUUUUUUCAUUUGCAUUCUGGACACUUUUGAAGCCCUUCAUGAUACAUCUUAUUGGUAAUUUUCAUUGUCAUUGUUCCUUUCAGCCAAUCAGAAGCCUUGAUUUCAGUGGCUCGUCAGCUAUGCUUCCCCAGAUUUUCUCCACUGUGUUGUAAGCUACAAAAAGCAAAAUCAUGGUAUGAGGAGCCAUGAUGAAUAUUAUUAUUAUGUUGAAAUAAAGAUCAAAUCUUUCUAUUA
Messenger RNA from Lytechinus pictus (painted urchin), 6622 nucleotides. RefSeq names its product translation initiation factor eIF2B subunit alpha-like. Gene Ontology annotation, biological process: translational initiation. Lineage: Eukaryota; Metazoa; Echinodermata; Echinoidea; Temnopleuroida; Toxopneustidae. Gene Ontology annotation, molecular function: translation initiation factor activity; guanyl-nucleotide exchange factor activity. The coding region runs from base 23 to 898 and encodes 291 amino acids. The transcript is spliced from 8 exons. The record is from RefSeq and is a predicted model, not a curated record. Gene Ontology annotation, cellular component: eukaryotic translation initiation factor 2B complex.